AUGGCUUGGUUUCUUAGGAGCCUCUCUCUCCCCUUGUGCACCAUCACCUUCAUUCUCUUUUCUUCAAUGGCGAUCUCGGCGUCGACCGCCGAUCUCUUCGACGAGUUCAAGCUCAUGACCAGCGAGAAGAAGACCAAUCUGCGCCUCUACCUCCAUGACAUCGUCUCCGGGAGAAACUUCACAACCAAGAGGGUGGUGACGGCAAAUGCAUUGCUCCCUCCCAGCUUCGGAGACCUCAUCGUGCUCGACGACCCGCUGACGGCGGGACCGAGCCUGACGUCGGAGCUGGUCGGACGGGCUCAGGGAUUCUACGUGCUAGCAACGCAGCCGGCUCAUGAUCCUGCACUAGCACUGGCCAUGAAUUUUGUAUUUGUAGCAGGGGAGUACAACGGGAGCACGCUGACGAUAAUGGGGAGGAAUGCUGUGUUGGAGACGACGAAGGAAAUGCCUGUGGUUGGAAGGCAGUGGGAGAUUCCGGCUUGCCCGGGGAUAUGCUAUCGUUAAGACCUUCUCUUUGAACAAAACCAGUGGGGAUGCAGUGGUGGAGUACAAUCUUUACGUGUUGCAUUACUGAUGCUUGCAUUGUUGAUUUGCCAUCCACUUGCCGUCGCGUUUGCAAAGGAGUUUGAU
Messenger RNA from Elaeis guineensis (African oil palm), 630 nucleotides. Its product is annotated as dirigent protein 19-like. The record is from RefSeq and is a predicted model, not a curated record. NCBI's taxonomy places the organism in Eukaryota, Viridiplantae, Streptophyta, Magnoliopsida, Arecales, Arecaceae.